CUACGAAAUCCUUGAUCUGACUGUCUAUGGCCAGUGGCGUCCUCUGUUCUGGGCUUUCUCACAGGUAGGUGAGUUUGUUUUUCAGAUCAGGCACAUUAGCAAAGCUAAUAAGUGGUUUUGAGAAGCAGCAAAAAUGAAAACCACAUGUUUCAUGUAUAUAAACAUGACCCUGAUCUGAUUUUAGUGGUAUCAAUGUAGACCAGAAUUCUGUCAUGGUCAAAUUGUACCCGAUACCGGGAUUUCGCAUCAUUUGAAUGAUAAAAAUUUUGAUGUCUCAUCAUUCUAUGACAAAUAUUAGAGCUAGAAACAGGACGGAUUUGGGACGGCUGAUCUCCUGCAAUGUUCAUCCCAUUAUCUUUUGUUAUUGCCCACAUCCAGCGGGGAUUUUAACAUGAGAUCGCAAACUCGGUUCGCCGAAUCGGGUAUUCGCCACAUCUAAUGAUUUUGGUGAUUAUAUUCGAGAAUUACAUCUUUCUUUCUUAAAAGUUUUGUCAACUUGAUCCUUCUCGGGAUUUGUCCCGAAGUAAUUGAACUGCCCCAGCCUUUGAUUGGUCGUCGUACUCGUCCUUGUGUACGUGCAAAACCACACUCACUGAAAAACUUUGAUUGAACGAAGGAACCACAUGGCGGGUACUUUGAGUCCGUGACAACAAGGACAACCCCCUCCCCCAAAUAAUUGGUGUAUGAGAUCUGCCGUAGCUUAAUGUAGUGAAAUAUACUCGAGGAGGAUCUUUGACGAUGAAUAAAUUAAAAGCAUAUCGUCCCGAUCUCAAGAAAGCUUGACCAUCAUAUAGCACAAGCUGGCAAGCUUGGGUCAGAUAGAGAUAAAAGAACAAGAAGCUCUUAAAGCUUCAGUAAUUGUCCGUCUCUUGAUCCUCCGAUCGCUUUCCCAACCGUUUCUUGGCCCUGGUCAGCAAUGCGAAGAAAAAAAGAUGGGAUUUUUCAGACUGUCAGGCCGGCCAUUGCCUACCCAAGAAUUUCUUGAUUGGUUGUACGGCCACGGGAGACAUCGGGUUCUAGAAAAACCCAAGAGCUGUCUGGGGACACGUCGUCCUUUCAUUGGAUGGAGGGAGGCUAAAAAAGUCAAAAGGAGCCUUUUUGUGAUUAUGGGGUCUGCCCCUGUUCACAUGAGCACAAACUGUUUGAUGAUUGGCCUGUAUGAGACCUCCAAUUAUGUAGUGGGUUGGGUUGGCUGGCUGGCUCACUAGGGAGCUUCCCUUGUUUCUUAUUGGCUUUUGAACGCAUGUGUGAGGUGGCCUUGAGGGUGAUCUCGGGGGGACCGCAUUAGUGUGCGACCUGCUUGUGAAAAGUAUAAAGCUUGAACGAGAUUUCAGCGGCUAGUUGGUGCUCCUUAACUUUUGCUGGGGCUGGUGAUGGUCGUGCUUAAAAAAGUCUAACUAAGCAACAAAAGUGGCUUGUCCCUGAAAGUAACGUUGUCAGCAAAAGCGACCCACUAGUAUAGAAUAUGGGCUUUUCUCGAUUAUUUUAUGAGAAGCAUCAAUGUCAAAUGCAGGAGGCGUUUUCACAUCAGCAACUCAACCGUAUGUGAGGGGUAUUGUGUUGGGUAAGAGCUAUAAGAUUGAAUAAGCACAAGGUCUUCUUCUGUAAAGAAGGGAGCGAAAGGGGUAACUUUGGUCACCAUCUAAGGGAUUCUCCAACUUGCUCUUUCAAUCUGAAAGAAGCUUCUUCGAUGGAAAUAACUACCAUGAGAGGACUCCCGCAUAUGGGAAUGGAGGAUUCCGGCUUCAUCAAUCCUUGGCAAAUGCAUUCAUUUGAUGAGCUUAACACACUUCCGCUAGCAGCUGCACUGGGUGAACAUAUGCAAGGAUUUUUCCCUCAACCGAACAUCAAUUCGAAAGCUUCUGUGGAUGCUUCUAACUCCGUGAUCAACAGGCCAGUAAAACAGCUCAAAACAAAUAGCUGGAAUUCAUGCAGAGUUGAUCCUGUGUCAACUCCUCAAUCGUUCGCUCCCUCCAAUGUUCUUUCUUUCGUAGCUUCCAACUUCACAAAUCAAAGUAGUGCUGUGAAACCAAAAAAGGAGGCAAUCGGUUCUGAGAGCACUGGAAACGUCUCUGCUGAUAUGCUUUUUCCUCAGGGUUCAUUUGGGAACCAGAAUUGUGUACUUAAGGCUUGUCAUGGGGGUAAAGGGGUGAAUACAAACAAUAGGCUAUCUCAGACACAAGAUCACAUCAUGGCAGAGAGAAAACGGCGAGAAAAGCUCAGUCAACGGUUUAUCGCCUUGUCUGCCCUUGUCCCUGGACUUAAGAAGAUGGACAAGGCUUCUGUUCUUGGUGAUGCAAUUAAGUACUUGAAGCAACUCCAAGAAAGAGUCAAGAUACUUGAGGAGCAGACUCGAAAGAGAAGCAUGGAGUCAGUAGUCUUUGUGAAAAAAUCUCAGGUAUUUGACGAUGGCAUGAAUUCUUCUACAGAUGAGAAUUUAUCUAGUGGCCCUUGUGAUGAGCUGCUACCAGAAGUCGAAGCAAGAAUUUGCGACAACGAUGUCCUCAUAAAAGUUCACUGUGAGAAAAGUAAGAGAGUUCUGGAAAAGAUACUUGGUGAAGUUGAGAAACUCCAUUUGACCAUCGUUAAUAGCAGUUUCAUGACUUUUGGGACAUCUGCUGUUGAUAUAACGAUUCUUGCUCAGAUGGAUCCUGAAUUCUGCAUGCCUGUGAAGGAUCUCGUAAAAAAUCUGCGCACAGCUUUGAAGUCAUUCAUGUGACAGAAAAAUAACUCCUUGCUUCUGUUCACAUACGGAAUAACCGCCAUUUCUGUUCACUUGCUGUGUUUGGGAGCUUUAAGGACAAGGAAGAGUCCUUCAAACCAUCUCGAUAUCGUUUAUAUUAAUCUGUUUACAAGGCCUGUGAUGCUCCAUGCUCCAAGACCAUUUACCAUCAACGCUUUGCUUGCCGUGAGAUUCAUUUUGCAGGAGGGUUCUCCAUCUGAUUUUUGCGUGGUCAAUCUGUUGAUCAUGUUCAUGGCCAUCCUGUUCAAGAUUGUUCUUCUCAUGGCUCUUCAAGGUUUUUUAGUGGGAGGUUGAUAGUUCAACCAAACUGUUGUUUCUCUCCUUACAAUAUGAAGAGACUGGUUUUUUAAGAGUGUGGAGCUUGUGGCCUUUGUUCCUGUACUUGGUUCCGUCAGUGUUUUAGAGGCAUCUUUACAUGUUGAUAAGCCUCUUUUCCUUGUAAGAGUCUGUUUCAAGGUAGUGAAAAUAAAUAGAUGCCUUGUUGUAUUUCCAUGGUAUUGUCUGGUCUACUAAAUAUGAAAUUCUUGUCAACAGUUGUCCA
This is a messenger RNA of Syzygium oleosum, 3284 nucleotides long. Its product is annotated as transcription factor bHLH25-like. The record is from RefSeq and is a predicted model, not a curated record. The transcript is spliced from 5 exons. Gene Ontology annotation, molecular function: protein dimerization activity. Bases 1691 to 2719 code for a protein of 342 amino acids. Lineage: Eukaryota; Viridiplantae; Streptophyta; Magnoliopsida; Myrtales; Myrtaceae.